AGAGAGAGAGAGAGAGAGAGAGAGAGAGAGAGAGAGAGAGAGAGAGAGAGAGAGAGAGAGUAACCAGAAUGAAGGAAAACAAGCUGGUCAUACUAGGAGGAGGAGGCGUGGGCAAAACCUCCUUAGUCCUACAAUUUCUACAAGGGUUCUUCUCCACAACGUACAGACCGACAGUGGAAGAUUGCUACAGCCACACACUACAGAUGCCAAGCGGGCUCUUCCAGGCACUCGAGAUCCUGGACACCUCUGGAACACAUUGCUUUCCCGCCAUGAGAGAGCUUUCCAUAAGAUCAGGGAGAGCGUUUCUACUGGUCUUCGCAGUCAACAGUCAGCAAAGUUUCUAUGAGGCUCAAGCACUGUGGUCACUCAUACGCUCUGUUAAAGACAUGGACAACAUUCCCGGAGUGCUGGUGGGGAACAAGGUGGACGUGGCAGGGGAGCGCGAGGUGCCCUGGGAAGAGGCGCACAAUUUCGCAGCAGAGCACAUGCCUUACGGGGCGUACUUGGAGACUUCAGCCAAAUUUAACCUCAAUGUUGAUGUGGUUUUUAAAGAGCUGUUGAUACUUGCCUUUGGUUUGGGCAAGGACGAGAAGAAGGAAAGAAGACCAUCACGCAUCAAGCUCUCCUUAAGUGACCUCUCCCUUACCUUUCGUCGCAAGUCAUCCAGCGCCAUCUCAACGGGCUCCGGCACCACUCUAGGCACUGUUUCCUGUCUCUCCACUGACGACGACUCACCGACCCUCCCCGCAGCCUCUCUCCUCCACCACCACCACCACCAGCGAGGCAGUUUGGUGCUACAAGAAGAGGAGAAUAGAAAUAACACGAGGGUUUACCAGAACUUAGUGAUUAGUAGAGAGAAGUGUGCUAUUUUGUAAUGUUGUGUGUGUUGUGUGUGUGUGUGUGUGUGUGUGUGUGUGUGUGUGUGUGUGUGUGUGUGUGUGUGUGUGUGUGUGUGUGUGUGUGUGUGUGCGUGAACUCUAUGUGAUAUUAACAGAAAUAAAACAUGAUAUUCACUUAAUAGGAAAUUGUUACUGUGAUUCCACGGCGCGUUUUUGUAAGUUCCUGUUAUGCUUUUAAUCAUAAUAAUAAUAAUAAUAAUAAUAAUAAUAAUAAUAAUAAUACUAUGUACUACACUAAUCCAUCCAUUAUUGUUUACGCGUGUGUGUGUGUGUGUGUGUGUGUGUGUGUGUGUGUGUGUGUGUGUGUGUGUGUGUGUGUGUGUGUGUUUAAGACAAUACACACUGUCUAUCUAUCGGUUUGUUUAUAAGUAUCUCCUCUCUCUCUCUCUCUCUCUCUCUCUCUCUCUCUCUCUCUCUCUCUCUCUCACACACACACACACA
Portunus trituberculatus (swimming crab) is the source of this 1340-nucleotide messenger RNA. Its product is annotated as ras-related protein Rap1-like. The coding region runs from base 69 to 875 and encodes 268 amino acids. The transcript is spliced from 4 exons. Gene Ontology annotation, molecular function: GTP binding; GTPase activity. The record is from RefSeq and is a predicted model, not a curated record. NCBI's taxonomy places the organism in Eukaryota, Metazoa, Arthropoda, Malacostraca, Decapoda, Portunidae.